UCGUCGGUGAACUGCCGUCAGUCUCGUGAAGAUAUUCCGGGAGUCAACAGGUGUUCGGUGGCAAAAGCAAAAGCAACAUUUGACACGUGAGAAAACGAAGCGAAUAAAUCGAUGAUCGUUUAAACGAAUGCAAUCAUACGAAUAACACACAUUUAUGCUGAUUCUCGCGGUCGUUUUAACAUUAAGCGUUUUAGCCUUACACCGAAUUAAAGAAUAAAAACACACAAUAAACAUUUUUUUAUCGUUGCCAAUUGAUACGGACGAGUCGAACGUGCCAUGAUUCCCUGAAAGAUAAAAACGCGGAUUGAACGGGAAGAAGAGGACUGAGAGAAGGAAGUCGAAGACCGGCACUCACACCGGUCUAUAAUUAUCGAAUUAUCCUUCGACUCGUUAUUUCUUCAUUUUUUUUUGAAGCCAUCGCUCCGUCAUAUCGCUGCGAAAAGUUAACAAGUUCUCUGUUGUAAACAUGAAAAGACUGCAGAUAAUACUUGGAGCAGUGAUGAUCGGUCUGAGUGUUUUGGCUUCGACGGCGGAAAUACCGAAGCCGAGUUACACUCGGACAAUGUUAAAAGUAUCUCGAAGCUUGCCGGGCGAGACGGAAGAGUUGAAAGUACGAACGAGCGAGGGCAACGUGGCGACACUGAUAGUGAAGCGUCGUGAAAAGAGUGCUUCUGCAGAAGGGGAUAAUCGUGAGUCGGAGAAUCCGAAUGAACCGAAAUCCGGAAGUGAGAUUUUGGAGAAAAGUGAAAAUGGGUCAUCGCCAUUACCGAGAAACACGGAUUCGAAAGGAAUACGAAAGGAAGCGGUUCGAAUAUCGGAGAGCAAAGAAAUCGAAGGAAUUCGUGAGAAAACGUCGGGAGAAAAUUUCUCAUCCGAGAAACCGGAGGAGAAUAAAAAUUCGAUAGAUCGCAGCGACCAAGUGAAUUCAUCGAGAAUUACGACACCGAAUACUUCCAUUAACGAUCAAAUGAUCGAUUAUGGUAAUUGGACACCUUUGAGUAAAGACGGUCGCGCCCUUGAGAUCAUCGACGGUAAGGACUCGAGCUGGAAACCGCUCGGAAGUACUGCGGAAAUUAUACCCAACGAUAGAACCAAUUUCGUUCGCUAUCCGGCUCAGCCCGAUAACCAGGAAUCAUUAAUUCUUGGUAGAAACUUCCAACCUCGUCAAACUAAAAGCUACGAAGAUGGUAUUUCGAGAGCUCGAAUCGUUGACAAUCAACCGAUGCAAUAUGCUUUCUUGCCGCAACAAUCGAGGCCUCUCACGAGAACGAACAUCGGCGCUAAUUCAUCGAAAAAUCGAGGUGGCAAGAAUGUGCCACCGGAAGUGACCGUCAGAUCGGAAAUAAACGUCAAAUCCAUACUCAAAAGAACUCCCAUGUCCAUGGACGCUGACGGUACUCCGAUAAUCCACGGUACGAGAGUCCCCGAUGGACCGAUGGACCACUUUCAAACUUGGAGAAAUGCCAGGGUCAUUAAUAACAAAUUAGUUACCGACAACGUUGACUCGCAAAACGUCGAACCUUUCAACGGAUUUCAUGCCUCGGAGAACGCAGCUGAAAGACAAAGAUUCGAACGAUUUUUUAAGGAUGUAAAUCGCAGAUACGGAAGGAAUGUCGGAGAGGAGAGGAACGUGUACUUUGAGUGGGAUCCAAAAUCCACGCACCAGAAUUCAGCACUGAACGCCGAAGUUUAUGAAACACGGAACGACAAUUACCGUUCGAACAUACAGAAGCGAAUGCUCCAUCCGGAAAGUCAUCAAAUAUAUCCGAAUUCUCAGAUUUAUACGCCGGAGAGUCAAAAGAUAGCGCCUUUGGCAUUGAAGCCGGGAGCACGGGCGCCGGUAUUGCAGUACGCGCAUCCGGAAUUGGGAGUGCAACCGGCUAAAAUUUUGAAGAAUUCCGAAAAAAGGCGUCCCGAAAACUUCCCGGACAAUCAAAAUUCUUUUACGGAGCAGAGGCACAAAAAGAAAUAUCCAUUGAACGAGAAAGCGGUCGUCGAGUCUUACGCGCCAAAAAACUAUUACCCGAGUCAGCAUUUUUACGGGCUCAAGCCGCCGAAUGAUCAGCCGUUUUGGAUUAAAAUAUCGGAGAAUUUGAGAAAUCAAUUUUCCACGGGUGUCGAAAGAGUUUCACAAUUAACGAGACCAGUUUUUGAUCCUCUGGUUGAGGCGACUCAAAAGAUAUCACAAAACUUGGGACUCUCGAGCAGAGGCAAAGAGGCUCAGGAUAAAAUCGGUACGGUCGCGACGAGCGGGUCGAUUCUCAUCCCGGCUCUUGGUCUCGUUGCUUCUGGAGCUGCUUUGGGUAUCGGAGCUGUUGCGGUUGGAAGAUAUUUGGAUGUCGAUGUCCUCAAACGAGGUCGGAAGGAAGACGAGGACAACGAGGGUUUAGAGUUGGAGAACAAUCGAGCGCUCGGAGCGAUUGGUUCGAGCGUUGCUGCGACACCGGACACUCCGGAAACGUCGGGUUCAGCUCACCAGGAUUCUCAAUCGUUCUCCGAAUACGGAAAAAUGGAGAACUUCUCCGGGAAUCCGACAGACUCGACCGAUUCAUCGGAUAUUUCGAAAACACCGCAAGUGCCAUCGAACCAGGACGAAGAUGGGGUUUUCAUGAUAGUGGAAGAAACAGAUCACCGGGAAAAUAUUGAAAAUCGGCAGACAAAACCAAUAGUCGACGAGGGCGGUUACGUCCAGACGAAGCAACGUCGAAGACGCUCUGCUGAUCCCGAGGAUUUUGGUCGUAACGAGGAGAUGCAACGUCAAACCGGAGACGAGCGUCUUCGUCGUACGGGCUCGGACUCAUUGAUCGAAAUCAUCGAGAUCGAUGUACCAACCAAGAGUAACAUCGAUCUUGCCGAUAUUUUAAAAAAAUUCGUGAAAAAAGAUGCCACGAAGAUCGCCACGAUUCAGAACGAUUUAGAAUCGAAUUUAUUUACCGGAAACAAUCUCGAUCCCGAAGACACUUUUUCCGGAUAUAAUUCACGGUCCCAGACCAUCGAUGAUCGAUCAUUUUUUAACAAUCCUGGAGAAAUUAAGAGCAGGAGAAGGAAUCGACGGAACACCGAUAGUGACCGCGAACUCGAAGAUGCUUUUCAAAAUCUUCAGAACGCUGAAGUAUUUACCGCUGCUCAUAUCGACGGCGAUUGGACAAAUACGCCGUGCGCCAAACGUUUAUUUUGCGACACCUUGAUACAACGAGGCUCGGAUGCUGUCAUCUUUAUGGAAAAGCGAAUGAACAACCUUCUUCGACUAAUACAGCCCGAAGCAGCGGUGCAGGUGUCCAGUCAUUUCCAGGAGGUCAUGGAGGCCGUGAAGAGACACGAUUGUUCGAGUUUCUUGUGCCCACAGGCGAGGCCGGGCAACGUAUUUUUCUAAGGCAUUCAUAACUUUUUUUUUCAUCGAAUGAAAACUCUUGAUAUAAAAAAUGAAUAGGGCACGAGUCAUACGAAAACAGUCAUAGCCAUUAAACGAGAUGAUCCAAAAAAGCUUUUACAUUAUACGAUUAUCUUCUGCGGCAGAAUUCAAAUUUACGAGGCUCUUGUACGGGCAUUCAGCGAUUACUUUAUCCUCACUAUCCACUUAUUUUUCAUCAGCAUAUUGGAAAGGAGUGCCUCACCACAGUCAUCCUCGUUGAGUCGUCCGUACAAAAAAAAACGUAAAGAGUAAAGCCAAACUGUAAAUAUACGUCGCUCGAUCGGUAACGAUUGCGCUCAUUUAUUUAAUUUAUUUCGUGUACAUAUUUUAAAAGCAAACCUAAAAAAUUUAUGACCAUUCGUUGUUGGAUAUUAACCUCCCCGUGUAUCGUUAAUAUAACUUUAAAGUAAUGUUGAUCUUCCUGAUUAGAUGUUGAAAUGGAUUGUUUGUUUGGAUAACAAAGAAAUUCAUUGUUAUAUUGAAGUUUAUCAAAUUUUUCGUGUGAAAGAGGAAAAUAUUAUUGAUGUUGAAAUUUUAUGAAUAUCUGUAUAAACGCGUGUUUCACUUCUAUAUUUUAUGGUCGUUAAUAUUAUUAUUAUAAGUGGUACUAUUAUUGCACUGUAUUUAUUCCAUUUCCAGUAUUCGUCGUUUAACUAAUGCUCCAAUCAUUCGGAUUGAUUACAUAACUUUACGUAUUUACUUACUAUUUAAAAUCGAACGAUGAAAAAUGUGAGGAAUGGUUUUUGUGUAGCAAAUAAAAAAUAAAAUGCCUUGUUUUUACUGAUUA
Molecule: messenger RNA, 4199 nt
Organism: Venturia canescens
Lineage: Eukaryota; Metazoa; Arthropoda; Insecta; Hymenoptera; Ichneumonidae
Exons: 4
Coding region: 467-3373 (968 amino acids)
Source: RefSeq, a predicted model, not a curated record